This is a messenger RNA of Cucumis melo (muskmelon), 622 nucleotides long. RefSeq lists its product as uncharacterized. The coding region runs from base 233 to 421 and encodes 62 amino acids. The record is from RefSeq and is a predicted model, not a curated record. Lineage: Eukaryota; Viridiplantae; Streptophyta; Magnoliopsida; Cucurbitales; Cucurbitaceae. The transcript is spliced from 3 exons.
UUAGCAUCCGCCGCCAUGGUAUAAUGCCUCUCUUAGUAUCUGUGUACGCUCAUGAUUUUUCGAUCUUCGCCAAGUAUCUGAAUUCUUUUUGAUAUUCACUGUCUUCUUAACAGGUUAAGUACUCAAGGGAGCCGGAUAACCCCACCAAGUCCUGCAAAGCGCGAGGAUCCGACCUCAGAGUCCAUUUCAAGCGUUAAAAGCUCCAAAACAGCAGUGUCUUAGGCCUGCUAAAAUGGCUGGACUUUUGGGAUAUAGUGGCCUUGGACCCAAGACAAAGAAUAUCGUUGUUGCUGGAGGUUUAACUGCGUUCGUUUUCGGGGUAUAUUUCUACACCAUGAGAGCUGUUGGAGGUUCGGAUGAACUGCAAGUAGCCAUUGACAAGUUUGAAGCGCAGAAAAGCAACAAGGAAUCAAAUGUGUAGGCUUGGAAAUGAACUUUUUUUUCCCUCAAGGAUGUCCUUGUGACCAUAACAACGAGGAAACAUGUUCAUUGGCAAUAAUAUGUUUUCCAUGAACUCUCUAAGAAGAAAUACUAUGUUAGGUUGAUAGAGGGAUAUGUUUUCCCUGUUUAGGAAGUUCAAAUAUUAUGUGCUUUGUAUCUAUCUACUUUGCCAAUUUUAUUA